GUGGUCAAAAGUGCAUUCAUAUCUUCAUAAUUGCUUAACUAUUGAGUAAUUUAUUGGCCUAAUUUAAUCUAACUAUAUCAUAUUCUUGCUUUAUUAGGUCUGGGACUUGGAUGAUGGAAUUGGACAAUUAAAGGCCUAAAGGAGUUGCUGUGCUUGGACUUGGAUGUGGACAAGUUGACUUUAUCGGUCAAGUGCUUUGUAUAAUUAUCUUUUGGGAGGAGAUAAGUGUUCCCACGUGCCUAGCUCUCCAUUCUUUCUUCUACAUAUUGGAAGGCACCUUCCCUUGCCUUGCCGCAGCCCAAUAUCACCAAAUACCCAGAAUCAAUAAACCUUAAUUAAGGGGGAGUGAAGGAAAUUGAAUAAGUAUGAAGAGCCCAAUCUCCGUGAAAUUAGAGAACCAAGAUCGACAUCAUAUCAAGAUGGAAGGAGAUCUCCCAAUUAAACCAGAUUCUGAGAAGAAGUGGAAAGCAAUUAAACUUCAUCAAAUGGCUCCUAGUAUUUUGGGGAUUGGAUUCUUCUUCAGAUUUUCUUGGGGGCAAAAGUGAAAGGUUAUAAAGAGAGUUUAUUCAUCAUUCUGUGUUUUUCUCACUGCUCUCGGUGGAAACGACACUCGUACUUCUGAGUCUAUACUACUACGCGACUCCUGCACUUGGGAUUAGCAAGCAAUUUUUUUGGCGCCGGUCGCCGGGGAGCGUUUGACGAAGCACACGGAAUAUUUCGACAUUUGGUACAUUCGUUCCAUUUUCUUUUUUUUCAUUUUGUUAGUGUUAGUUAGUUUAGUUUGUUUUCAUUCUUAUGCGUUAUAGAGAUCAAUUAGGUAGAUUUGCUAAAAAGCCUGAGUGUGAAACUUUGUUUGGCAAUUUGUUUGAGUCUUCGAGUUCGUCUGCAUCAUCUGUAAACAUGGAAGACGACGACAAUAAUAAUGUAAACAAUGACCAAAACAAUGUUUUGAAUAAUGUGCUCAACAAUAAUCUGCUUCCCCCACCUCCUCCACCUAGGACUUUGCAGACUUACUUGCAUCCUGCACGUAAUGCUCAGCCUUCUUGCAUCAUGUUACCACCUAACAUGCCCAACAUUGAUUUUAGACCUGGCAUUGUUCAACUUCUUCCUGCAUUUCAUGGUUUGGAAAAUGAAAAUCCAUAUGUGCAUGUUAGGGCAUUCGAGGAAGCAGUUACUGCAUUUUAUGAUCAAGUUGCAGCCGUUGAUUUUGUCAAACUAAAAUUCUUUCCAUUUUCGUUGCGGGACAAGGCAAAAGCUUGGUUGUAUUCUUUGGGGGCUAGAUCUAUAGGUUCUUGGGCUGAAAUGACUGAAGCAUUUUUCAAUGAGUAUUUUCCUAAUCAUAAGACAAUGGCUUUAAAGAGAAAGAUCGCUAAUUUUGCUCAAAAUGAAAAUGAGUCAUUGUAUCAAACUUGGAAAAGAUUUAAGGAACUCUUGAGCUUAUGCCCACAUCAUGGUUUUGAAACUUGGCGGUUGGCCAGUUGCUUUUAUGAGGGACUUCUCCCUCGUGAUCGUCAAUUUAUUGAGUCUAUGUGCAAUGGAAAUUUCCUGAAAAAAGAUCCUGAUGAAGCCAUAGAGUUUUUAGAUGAGAUUGCUAAGAAGGCUCACCAAUGGAGUGACUCUUCUACUUUUGAGAGCACAGAUCGCUCUAAGCCCUCCACACCUUCUGUGAGUAAAGGAAUUUUUCAAUUAAAAGAAGAAGACCACUGGAAGAUGAAAUAUGAGACCUUACUUGCUGGUUUGAAUAAAUCUCACGUGCCUCAAACGGUUAAUUGUAAUCAAGUUUGUGAUUAUUGUUAUGAGAUUGGUCACUUUGGUCAAAAUUGUCCUUCUUUGCAGGUGAUGAAUGAGCCACAAGUGGCUGCAUUGGGAAAUUUUCAGCGACAAUAUUCACCUUAUUCGGAGACUUACAACCCAACAACAAAGAAUCAUCCCAACUUUCGUUGGCGGAAUGAGUCUCACCCUCAGGUAAGUGUCCCUAACCCUCAAUUUUCAGCACCUAAUACAUUUAAUUCUAAGCCAUCUCUGGGAGACACUCUUCAGACAUUCAUGCAAGAGCAGCAAAAACAAAGUCAAAGGUAUGAUGCCAUGUUCACUAAAUAUGAUUCUAUGUUUGGUCAGAUAGUUGAAGAGAAUAAGGAAAUUAAGAAUCAGAUUUCUAAAUUAACCAAUUCUCUUGCUUUUAAUGAAAAAGGGAGGUUUCCUUCUAAUACUGAGCCAAAUCCCAAACGUAUCAAUUCGGUUGAAAUAGUUGAGCAUGCUGAUUCUAUUACUCUUAGGAAUGGAAGAACAAUUGAAAAUGCACCUCCUGUUAAAGAGGUAGAGAAACCUAAGAGUAAAAAUGAAUUUGAUGAGUCUAAAGAGAAUGAAAUUGUUGAAAAUCAUUCUGUGCCUGCACCAUUUCCCAAAGCUUUACUUCCUUCAAAGAAAGUGAAUCAGAAUUCUGAAAUUUUUGAUCUUUUUAGGCAAGUAAAAAUAAACAUUCCCUUGUUAGAUGCAAUUAAGCAGGUGCCAUCUUAUGCAAAAUUUUUGAAAGACUUGUGCACUGUGAAAAGGAAGCAUAAUGUGAAGAAAACUGCAUUUUUAGCUGCUCAUGUUAGUUCAGUACUUCAAAGUAAAAUUCCUCCAAAAUACAAAGAUCCCGGUAGUCCUACUCUUUCUUGUGUCAUUGGAGAACAUUUUAUUGAUCGUGCUUUACUUGAUUUGGGUGCUAGUGUAAACUUACUUCCUUAUUCAGUGUACCUGCAGCUAGGUCUCGGUGAGCUUAAGCCUACAAAGCUUAAAUUGCAGCUGGCUGAUCGUUCUGUAAAAAUUCCAAGGGGAAUGAUUGAGGAUGUGUUGGUCCAAGUGGACAAAUUUUAUUAUCCUGUUGAUUUCUUUGUUUUGGACACAGAACCUGUUUCACACACUGAAAAUCAAAUCCCUGUUAUUUUAGGACGUCCAUUCUUAGCUACAUGUGAUGCUAACAUUAGUUGCAGGAGUGGAGUGAUGAAAUUGAGUUUUGGAAAUAUGACAAUGGAAGUUAAUAUUUUUAAUGUGUUUAGGCAGCCAUAUGGAGAUGAGGAAUGUGAAUUUGUUGAUUUUAUUGGAACUCUAAUGCAUGAACAAUUUGUGAAGAGCAGCGUUGUAGAUGUGUUAGAAAAUUUCCUCAUGAAUUCAAAUGAUUCUAAUGUUGCUGAAAUUGCUGAAAUAAGUUCAUAUUUUGGUUCUUUUCAGGUCCAAGGAGUGAAUGGAUGGACGCCUAAGUUUGAGAAGCUUCCACCGCGAGUUGAGAGCAAACCAUCAAGUGUAGAGGUGCCAAAACUGGAACUGAAACCUCUGCCAGCAGGCCUAAAACAUGCAUUCUUGGGUCCAAACGACACUUUUCCUGUGGUAAUAUCCUCUUUACUUACUGUUGAACAGGAAGGUAUGUUGUUAAAUGUCUUGAAGGCCCAUAAAUCUGCUAUGGGUUGGUCUAUUGCUGAUAUUAAGGGAAUUAGCCCUCUUGUUUGCACACAUAAGAUUUUCUUAGAAGAGGAUGCUAAACCAUCUAGGGAGCCACAACGUAGACUAAACCCAAACAUGAAAGAAGUUGUAAAAACUGAGGUCUUGAAAUUGUGGGAUGCGGGUAUUAUUUAUCCAAUUUCCGACAGUAAAUGGGUUAGUCCUACACAGGUUGUACCUAAGAAAUCUGGAAUAACAGUGAUCAAGAAUGAUAAAAAUGAAUUGGUUCCUACUAGGGUUGUUUCUAGUUGGCGCAUGUGCAUAGACUAUAGGAAACUUAAUUCCGCAACUAGGAAAGAUCAUUUUCCCUUACCUUUCAUUGAUCAAAUUUUAGAAAGGGUUGCAGGCCAUGAGUUUUAUUGUUUUCUAGAUGGUUACUCAGGUUAUUAUCAAAUUGAAAUUGCCAUUGAAGAUCAAGAAAAAACUACUUUUACAUGUCCAUUUGGUACGUUUGCUUUUCGUAGAAUGCCAUUUGGUUUGUGUAAUGCUCCUGCCACAUUUCAAAGAUGCAUGAUUAGUAUUUUCAGUGACAUGGUAGAGCAAUUUCUUGAAGUUUUCAUGGAUGACAUAUCUGUUUUUGGUGAUUCAUUUGAUGAAUGUUUGUCUAAUCUAGAAAGAGUGUUGAUAAGAUGUGAAGAGAAAAAUCUUGUUCUGAACUGGGAAAAGUGUAAUUUCAUGGUCCCUUCUGGAAUUGUUCUUGGUCACAUUGUUUCGUCUAAGGGAAUUGAAGUAGACAAGUCUAAGAUUGAACUGAUUGCUAAAUUACCUGUUCCAAAGAGCAUAAAAGAUGUUAGAUCAUUUUUAGGACAUGCUGGUUUUUAUAGGAGAUUUAUAAAGGAUUUCAGUGCCAUAUCUAGACCUUUGUGUAAUCUCUUGUCUAAAGACACUCCAUUUGUUUGGACUGAUGCUUGUCAGGUUGCUUUUGAAAGAUUAAUUGCAUUACUCACUUCUGCUCCUAUUAUGCAAUCACCUGAUUGGAAUUUGCCUUUUGAAAUUAUGUGUGAUGCUAGUGACUUUGCAAUAGGGGCUGUUUUGGGGCAAAGAAAAGAUAAGAAACCAUAUGUCAUUUACUAUGCAAGUAGAACUUUGAAUAGUGCUCAAAUGAAUUACUCAACAACUGAAAAAGAGCUCCUUGCGGUAGUAUUUGCAUUAGAUAAAUUUCGUGCUUACCUUGUUGGAUCGCCUAUUGUUGUUUUCACUGACCACGCAGCUUUAAAAUACCUCCUCACUAAGAAGGAUGCUAAGGCUCGACUUAUUAGGUGGAUCCUCCUACUCCAAGAGUUUGACAUCACUAUCAAAGACAAAAAGGGAGUCGAGAAUGUGGUGGCAGACCAUUUAUCUAGAUUGGUUUUUGAUGAAAAUCCUGACUUGCAGCCUAUUAAUGAUUCUUUUCCUGAUGAGCAGCUUUUUGUUAUUUCGGAAUUACCUUGGUAUGCUAACAUUGUUAAUUAUCUUGUCACAGGUAAAAUCCCUCCGGAUUGGAAUGCACAAGAUAGGAAAAAGUUCCUGGUGGAGGUACGCAGUUUCUUUUGGGAUGAUCCUUAUUUAUUUAAAUAUUGUGCAGACCAAAUUUAUAGGAGAUGUGUACCUGAGAAUGAAAUGCAUGAUGUGAUUUCUUUUUGCCAUAAUGAAGCAUGUGGUGGCCAUUUUUCUGUUAAAAAAACAGCUGCUAAAAUUUUGCAAUGUGGAUUUUAUUGGCCAACUCUGUUUAAGGACACCAAUGCAUAUUGUCGAACAUGUGAGCGUUGUCAAAAGUUAGGAGCGAUAACUCGUAGAAAUAUGAUGCCUCUGAAUCCCAUUUUAGUCAUUGAAAUAUUUGAUUGUUGGGGCAUUGAUUUUAUGGGCCCGUUUCCUUCAUCUUUUGGAUAUCUAUAUAUCUUGGUAGGCAUUGAUUAUGUAUCUAAAUGGAUUGAGGCUGUUCCUUGUCGGAAAAAUGACCAUAAAACUGUUUUGAAAUUUUUGAAAGAAAAUAUUUUCUCUAGACAUGGAACACCUAGGGCUAUUAUUAGUGAUGGGGGUAAGCAUUUUUGCAAUAAGCCUUUCGAGGCCUUGAUGAAGAAAUAUGGAGUUACUCAUAAAGUGGCCACCCCUUAUCACCCACAAACAAGUGGUCAGGUUGAACUUGCCAAUAGGGAAAUAAAACAAAUUUUGGAAAAAACAGUGAACCCAAACCGUAAGGAUUGGUCUUUACGACUAAUUGAUGCACUUUGGGCUUACCGUACAGCUUAUAAAACCCCAAUUGGUAUGUCCCCCUAUAGAUUAAUCUAUGGAAAAGCUUGUCACUUACCUGUAGAAUUGGAACACAGAGCUUAUUGGGCGAUCAAGACAUUUAAUUUUGGUCUGAAUGAUGCAAGUUCUCUUAGGAAACUUCAGUUGAAUGAAUUGGAAGAAAUUCGGAAUGAAGCAUAUGAAAAUUCUAGGAUUUACAAGGAACGAAUGAAAGUUUUCCAUGAUAAGAAAAUUUUGAGAAAAACUUUUGAACCUGGUCAAAAAGUUCUUUUGUAUAAUUCUAGAUUGCAUUUGUUUCCUGGUAAGCUUCGCUCUAGGUGGACAGGUCCGUUCGUGGUUACAAGAGUUUUUCCAUUUGGUGCUAUUGAAAUUGAGGACCCAAAGAAUGGUAAUGUGUUUAAAGUUAAUGGGCAGCGUUUGAAACCAUUUUUGGAGAAUAUUGUUCUAGAGGAUGAAACCAUCUCUCUAGAAAAUCCUAUCUAUGCAGAUUGAUCUGUUGGACUCUUAGUCCCUUUGUUGUAAAGUGUAAAAUUGUUUUCAGUUUUGUUUGUUUUUCUUUUCUUGUUCGGUCACUAACAAGUUGCAGAGUAUUGCUUGGGAACAUCUCUUCUUUCAGGUGCACUCUUUCCUACUCACUCUUUACUUUUAAUGACUUGUCUGUUAUCUUUUGCUAUUGAUCAUCCCAUUGAGGACAAUGUUUCUUUGAAGUUGGGGGGAGUAGCAACUUGUCAGUUUUGUCUUAGUGCAUUUAUGUUUACUGUGUAUUUCAAUUUUGGUACUGUUCAUCGUCGUCACUGUUCACAUAGUGUUAAAAAAAAAAAAAAAAAUUAUUAGUUUGUGUCAUAUUUCCUUUGAGGUUGCCUACUUCCCAAUACGAUGAUGAGACAUUAGUGAUACUUCCUGUAUGGCAUGAAGAAAUACUUGAGAUUUUGGUGGUUAAUUUGAGAUAUGAGCGUUAGCUUUGCAUGUUGUCCUUUUGCAAGAUAAUCUUCAUGACAUUUGGGGUUGUUUCAGCCAUGUUAGUAUUGUUCAAGGUUUUGGAAUUUACAUGGACUGGAAAGUCAUAAAAUAAGUGGAGACUUAUAACCCAAAGUGAGAUUUGAGCUAUUCUUUUAUUGUUGAGGGUUAUAUAUGAAAUCUUAUUUUCCUUCUGUGCUAAAUACAUUUUUGAUGAUCUCAUUAUUCUUCUAUUUUGAUCAACCACCGAGGAUUCAUUGCCUUGGAUUAUUACACUAGAACUUCCUUUAAUGUCUCUCGAAGCGUAAAAGUUGACCACAUGAUGACUGGGAAGGGAUUAAGGCACUUAGGAUUACCUCCAUUGCCAUAUAUGCCUGUGUCCUAUACAAUCAUCCCCUAGAUAACCAUUUUGAGCCUUAAAAUAAGCCUUUUUCAUUCUUAACCAUAUUCUCCUACCAUGCUCCAAUAUUGGAGUUGAGCCACAUAUACAUAUCCAUCCCCUUAUUUUCUGAGAAAUUAUUAGAGAUGGUUUGUAUUCACAGAAAUGUUCUCCUUUUGAUUAUUGCUGUACUAUUGUUGGAGAAAUGGUUAGGAAAGUUAAAAAAAAAAAAAAAAAAAAAAAAAAUGAAUGAGUGAAGGGUGAAAUUUUGUGCUUUUGGAAUCUGCAAAUAUGUGUGCGCAGUCUUACUAUAUGUAUGCAGAUUUAGUGAAUGAAGGGAGUGAAAAAAAAUGUGCAGCAGAAAAAAAAAAAAAAAAAAAAAAAAGCUGCUAGUAAAAAAAAAAAAAAAAAAAUAUUCGAAACAGAAAGAGAAGAUGAGUAAGCACGGUUCGUUGCAGAUUAUUUAGAUGCAGACUCAUAGAAAGCAAGAUUGUCUAGUGUAUAAUUUGAAGGCCUCUAAUAGUUUCUCAGGAAUUCUUUGAAUAUCCUAUCCGUUCUUUGUUUAGCCAUGUCCCUAGCCCCAUUACAACCCUAUAUAAGACCUCUAUGAUCUUGGGAGUUGUGUGGUACAAUUGUGGAGAAUAGAUAGAGAGGGAACUAUGGGGUGUAGUCCGAUAUUCUCAAUGGUGGUUGGUAUCUUUUCAUGAGAUCUAUUUUAUUUUACCAGAAAAAGCUAUUUUUCAUGACUAUAUGUGAGACUCUUUGCAUCCAUGUACAUCAAUUCUUCUCACAUAUGCAUUGAGAGAAACACCUAACCAACUUCUGAGCGAUUUUAUUCUGAGUGAUAUAUCCUAUGUGAGAGUUGAAGUUGAGGCUUGCUUAUGAUGAUUUGGUUUGUGUCGAAACUGGGAUCUGGAAUGGUACUGAUUGUGGCUGGGCAGUUUUGGGUGUUUAUGAGUUGAGUCUGGCACUUGGACAACGUGUGGAGCUCUUGCUCAGUCUUCUUUUAGCUCUCUGAAAUUAUGUUAGUGGAUGAUUUGAUUCUGUGUUGACAUAUUUUUGUUUGGUAUCUCUGAGUUUAAUGAUGGGAAGUAGUAAUCUCUUGGAAUUGAUGUUUGUGGGUAUCAUCCCUGGAAAACCCUCACGAGACUAUAACUCGUCUGCUAAGGAAUUCUUAGUGGAAUUAAAGGCUUGUUGCAUAUGCUAAAUGCAAUCGUGAUCCCUACGAAAGUGGCUUAGGUAAUUUGUUUUUUUUUAGCAUUCUUUGAGUUGGAGAGUCGUUUCGAGUCGCUGUUAAUUGCUAGAGACUAGCAAUAAGCUAGUUGGGGGGUGUGAUAAGUGGUCAAAAGUGCAUUCAUAUCUUCAUAAUUGCUUAACUAUUGAGUAAUUUAUUGGCCUAAUUUAAUCUAACUAUAUCAUAUUCUUGCUUUAUUAGGUCUGGGACUUGGAUGAUGGAAUUGGACAAUUAAAGGCCUAAAGGAGUUGCUGUGCUUGGACUUGGAUGUGGACAAGUUGACUUUAUCGGUCAAGUGCUUUGUAUAAUUAUCUUUUGGGAGGAGAUAAGUGUUCCCACGUGCCUAGCUCUCCAUUCUUUCUUCUACAUAUUGGAAGGCACCUUCCCUUGCCUUGCCGCAGCCCAAUAUCACCAAAUACCCAGAAUCAAUAAACCUUAAUUAAGGGGGAGUGAAGGAAAUUGAAUAAGUAUGAAGAGCCCAAUCUCCGUGAAAUUAGAGAACCAAGAUCGACAUCAUAUCAAGAUGGAAGGAGAUCUCCCAAUUAAACCAGAUUCUGAGAAGAAGUGGAAAGCAAUUAAACUUCAUCAAAUGGCUCCUAGUAUUUUGGGGAUUGGAUUCUUCUUCAGAUUUUCUUGGGGGCAAAAGUGAAAGGUUAUAAAGAGAGGUUGGAGCAGAUUUCUCUUCUCUCUUCUUUUCCUUCAACCACAGUUCAUCCUCUGCGUUGUACUCUUCCAAACUCAUGGAUCAUUUUGUUGCUUUCAUUUUUCUUAUGGAGAACUAAUCUCCUAGCUAAGGCUAGGGGAGAAACCUUGGAUUUCCUAUGUAGUUUUUAUUAGUUCGAUUCGACAAGAACUUCAAUGCAAAUUCAGUUUUUGGAUGUUCAAUUUUAA
Rosa rugosa (rugosa rose) is the source of this 9170-nucleotide messenger RNA. RefSeq lists its product as uncharacterized. Gene Ontology annotation, biological process: DNA integration. The record is from RefSeq and is a predicted model, not a curated record. Gene Ontology annotation, molecular function: nucleic acid binding. NCBI's taxonomy places the organism in Eukaryota, Viridiplantae, Streptophyta, Magnoliopsida, Rosales, Rosaceae. The coding region runs from base 796 to 6201 and encodes 1801 amino acids. The transcript is spliced from 2 exons.